AAAGUUUCUGUUGCAGAAAGCAAGCAGUAGAAAAAGCAUCGGUGAGCUAACAUCAUAACCAAAAUAUCGAUGUUCGAUCAUCUCGCAAGAAUGUUUUCUCAAAUACCUUUCUCUUGAUUUCGCGGGGGAGUAUGUAUUUUGCGAAUUAUGACUUUCCAGCGUUUCCUUUUGUAAAAUGUUUACUUCAGUAGCUAUCAGACGCCGGUUAUGAUAGCUGGCUAACGUUAGCUAGUUAACCUAGCUGAUCGCUAGCAGCACAAAGAAGUGUUCAAUGCUUUGUGGUGCUAUGACUCGAGCAUGGUGAGGAGAGUGUUUCCCAUGUUGCAUUAGUGGAAGUGUGACAUGCUGGCCUGUCUGCCAGCAUCAUCAGGUGACCCUACAACCCGAUUUCUCUCCCACACGCAGAUGAACACUGGACUUCAGCAAUGGGACACUACACAGAAGAUGAGAUCUGCCAACUAUCCAACCCCAGCAGAAUUAGAUGCCUUUGCUAAGAAAGUCGCCAACAAGCCUCUGACCAUAAAGAUCUUCCCCAACAGUGUCAAAGUACCUCAGAGAAAGCACAUCCGCCGCACAGUGAACGGGUUGGACACGUCCAGCCAGCGCCACAGCCCCUACCAGUCUCAGGUCAGCAGCACCAGAGCGGGCCUCCUAGCCGUCCUCCGCACUUCGACCGGGAAAAGCGCCAUCAAAGACACAGACGGCAGCCAAGCCCAUCUGCUUCCCAAAGCAGCCAUGAACCUCCACAGCGGGUCACACGUCGCUCAAAGCUCUUUAAAUCUCCCCGAGCCUGUCCCCCACCUCCAGGGCAUGUCCCAAAGCCAACACCAGGCAUUGAACCAGAAACAGGGCCUCCCCCACCCACAUCCACAGCAUGCUGUACAGCAGCACAACAUGGCUCAUCGUGUGACUUCACAGCCACAGAAUAUUCCUCAACCUCACCCUAAAACUUUACAGCAACAGAACAUGGCCCACCCUCAAACUUUACAGCGGCAACCAAGCUUGUCCCAGCUGCAAACUGUACAGCAGCAACAGCAGAAUCUGGCGCACCCCCAGAAUAUCCAGCGGCAGCAAAGUUUGCCUCACAUGCAGACUUCACGACAGCAAAAUCAGACUCGGCCACAAACCUUACAGCAGCAGCAUCUUUUUCAUCCUCAGACGCUGCAGCACCAGACUCUUCCUCACCAACAAGCUUUAGUACAGCAGGCUGUGGCUCAGGCUCAAGGUCUCCGGCACCUGCCUGACUUAGCCCAGGCCCAGCCUCCACCUAGUCUGCAACAUUCCCAGGGCAUGCAGCACCCCCAGAGCCUGUCACAGCCUCUCCCCCAGGGCCUCCGGCACCAGCCUGACGUAACCCAGUCCCAGCUUCCACCCAGUCUGCAACAUUCCCAGGGCCUCCCCCCAUCUCAGCAGUUCCCCCAGGCCUCCGGUGCCGGCCCUGGCCCUCCCUCUGCCCUGCAGCCCCAGCCAGGCCCCCCCUACGGCCCCAGGAAGCUGCCAGACGCAGACGUCCCGCCAAACGUAACUGUAUCUACCUCCACCAUCCCGCUAUCCAUGGCGGCCUGCCUGCACCACAACCGGCCGGGCACAGACCUGAGCAUCAUCGUGCACCAGAUCAACCAGUUCUGUCAGGCUCGGGCCGGAAUGGGUGCCACCUCGGUGUGUGAGGGCCAGAUUGCCAACCCCAGCCCCAUCAGCCGUAACCUUCUCAUCAAUGCCAGCUCCAGGGUCAACACACCCCACAAUCUGGACCUCCUUCCCUCCGGCCUGCUGGGCUCCACAGAGAAGGCCCCUGGAGAGUCCCAGGGCCCUGCUGGUGGCCUACAGCCCAACAUAGCUGUCAUGAACAGGUUGCCACCUGCUUUCCACACUGACAUAAAGCAGCAGUUACAGCAGCAGCAAGUACAGCAGCUCCAACAGGUUCAUCAGCAGCAACAACAUAAUCAGGUACAGCAGCUCCAACAGGUUCAUCAGCAGCAACAACAUAAUCAGGUACAGCAGCUCCAACAGGUUAAUCAGCAGCAACAGCUACAACAUCAGUUACAGCAGCAACUCCAACAGCAACACUCCUGGAACCAGCACCAGCUGGCUCACAUGCAGCACCUGCCUGAGGGAACCAACCCCAGCAAGAACCCCAGGAGAGAAAUCCCCUCUGGGCCUGUCUUCCCUGCCAAGACCCUCAACUAUCCCCACGUGCUGCUGGCCUCGCAGCCACAAGCCUUCUACCUUAAACACCCAUCAGACAAGACAACCCCCUCGCCCUCUGUAACCGGCACACCGGGUGGCACCAUGCCCAGCUCCACCAAUGGGUGCUACCUGCAGGCUCCAUGGGGCAGUGUCCUACAAGCAGGCAAAAGUGAUGGUCUUGGCCCUCUGGAUUUGGCCUUCCAGGGGGGCCCGUCAGGGGCCUCCAUAGACUGCAGCACACCAGGAUCACAGUACCGACCAGGAGCCAGACCCGGGUUCCCAGGUUCGGGUCAGACCAAGCUGAUGAAGCAGAACGUGUCUGAUUACCUGGCUGGGGAUUUCCAGGCUUUCCAGCAUAACCCAGGUGCCAUGGGGAAGAUGCACAGGCCCCCCAUGGGUAGAGCUCUAGCCCAGGGCCCAGAGCUAGGCAACGAUAGAAAUAUCCCCGCUCAUCACCCAGGCUAUAGAUAGCAGUCUUCACCUCACCAGUUGUGUGUCAUGGUUGGUGAAUGAUUCAAGAUUAUAGAUAGAUGGCAGUCUUCACCUCACCAGUUGUGUGUCAUGGUUGGUGAAUGAUUCAAGAUUAUAGAUAGAUAGCAGUCUUCACCUCACCAGUUGUGUGUCAUGGUUGGUGAAUGAUUCAAGAUUAUAAUCAGGUGUCCACAUGUUGUAGAGUUCUUGCAAGUGAUCAAUUGACUGUUCUCCCUAGUCGGUUGCUCCUGCUCUCAAUGUUUAAUCGCUGACUUAUGUGUUUUAAAAGUAGGUCCUUAGCCCUUAAAGGUAUCUGUUAAACCUUAGUGCCAGAUGAAGGGUUUUUGAUUGUUAUUCUAAUGAUGAAGAAUACUUACUCAUACCACAACAUGGACAUCUGCUUCUUGUAGUAUUUUCUGGAAUACUGUAUUGUGAUCUAGGACUAAGUAGAGAACCUAGUAGGGCUACUUCCUUUCCACAUAAUAAUUACCAUAGUUAUCCCCAGGUUGUCAUGGAACCAACCACGCCCUUUUACAACAUUAGUGGCCUAAUAGCUGCCAAUGCAGCGGCUGAAAAUAGGCCAGGAAAUAACACCCCAUGUUUACAUUUGAAUGGGUAUUUUUGUAUGCUAAUAUGAAUCAGGUUCAUGUCUGAGUAUAUUCUUACUUCAAUCUCUCCCCAUAUAGAGUAAGGUACUGCUACAACCAUUUUGUCCUGUCCUCUUGUGUGUGAUAAGACCUUAACUUUUUGAAGUCGUUUUUAUUUUUUAUCCCUACCUUGUUCUGUUACUUAAAUUAAGUUGUCUCUACUUGAAUUUCUCCAGUGACGCUUUCAGUAUGAGGACUAAGAGAAUCGAAAUGUCAUUCUAAAUAUUUACAAAAGGAACAAAACCUCCCUUUGGGAAAAACAUUAAUUGUUUUUUGAAUAAUGUGAACCCAGUAGGAUCAAUCCCCUGAUCUUGAAAGGAAUUGUCUGUUUGCUUAGACCAAAUUGAUCACUUGCAAGUGUGCAAGUACAACCGAACAUACCGGAAGGUUAAAAUAUUUAUUUGUUUCACCACUAUACUACUGUAAACAAGUGAAUGGAUUCCUUGUGGAUCUUUACCUGUCUGGGGGUUCUGGUAAGCUGAGGGGUAUCCUACGAAGCAGCUUUGAAGAGUUAACUUUGGUCAACUGAGUCUUAAUGAAAAGUAUGGCAUUCGACUAGCCAUGUGCAACGUGCAGUUACAAGCCUGCUAGAAUUAGUGGCAGGUGUAUGAGCAAAAUCCACUGUCGUAGUACGGCUAAAGACUGAGCUUGAAUGUGACGCUAACAGAAGCUGGUUCGCUUCAGAAAACAGAUCUAGCUUGCUUAUUGGGAUACCUCUUUUCCUUCACUUGCUAGCCUAACCCGAACUGUAUUGUCUCUCUACUACCUAGAAAGGAGAACCGAGGUUCAUUCCAGUUAUUUUAAAGGCAGGUUACCUCCUCAUGCUUGUAGAUGGGUCUAGCCAUAGAAAUAUAAUUACGUCUAAGUAAUGAUAUUUCUAUGGGUCUAGCAUGCUGCGUUUUUCCUCAGUUUAAUUUGGCUUACUCUUUCCUCCUCCCUGAUAGCUCUUGGGGGAAAAAGCCUUAAAUGUUAUAUUAGUUACCUUCUACCUUAAAUGUUGACUUUUUACACCAUGCCGGAUUUCCUUAAACAGUGCAUGGUGUCGCAUCCUAUAUCGAAAAUUGUUUCUGCAUAUGUUUUCAUUUAAGGCCAUUGUUAAAUUGCUAAGUAAAAGUCCUCCUUUUAAAGGAUAAUAAGUAUGAAUAGUGUUAAGUAGAGUUUCAUAGGUGUGUGGCACUGGGCUGUAACUAUGGUCUUUGGACUACGUUUCUUUCGUUGUUUCUACGUGACAAAUGCCCUACACUAAUUUAGUUCUUAGCUAAUUUAUUUAUUUGAACACUGCAUCCUGAAGCCAUAGGUUUUUCCACACGGGUGCCAUAGUAACGCAUAUGAUCAGACACAAAACAAUGCAAACUGAUGUCUCACAACUAGCUGCAUUCAGUAAGCGAUGUUAAGUCAUAGAGGUAAUUUUAUUUAUAGGGGUUAUGUAGCCUUAAAGGCGCUACACCUUUUAUUUUUUUGCAUUGUCAUUCAGAAAAUUGCCAUAAUAUAUCUGCAGUACUAGGGGAAUGAUAAGUGUUUCACAGUAUUACUUACCUGCCCGCCAGUGCUGUUAUAAACACCUAUUGAUUUCUCCCGCCAGAGCGGCAUCUGUCAAAAUGGGAAAGCUGUUUUGCCUUGCCUGUGUGGAAAUCGGUCAAGCAGCCAAUGUAAAAAUGUCUCUAAUUUCCUGGUUGCUAAAAUUCUACACGGUUCGCUCAUUUUCAAUGUGUGAGAAAAACAAGCACUGAAUAGUGGAGGGAAUCAUUGUACCAUCUAAAUUGCUGUGAAAUAUCUUUUUAAUAACAAAACGUUUUGUUUUUUACAGCUGUUUAAAGCUGGUGGACCAAAACCCGAAAGUAAAAGGCUCAAGCGUGUGUCUCCAUGUUGUGGGGGAGAUGGUACAUUUGUUUUGAAUGCAGCCUAGUGCUGUUGCACUUCUCCUAGCUUCCACAUAGGGGAGAUGUUCUGUGUAGCACCUUUAAUGUUAUGGAUUGAGCUUUCUUCCCUGAGGGCAGUAGCUAGAUUCUGUUUGGCUCUUACUACUGUUGUGUUCCUGAUGUGCCUGGCCCUUGAAGCUGCUAUCGAAUUCUAAUCUGAACACACAAGAGUGUGUGUGUGUAUAGUAAUGAUGUAUGGGUUGUACUAUUGGAAUAAAGGUUCCUAUUUAUAAUGUCUUGUCAUGGAUUUUUGAAAUGCGAGAUUGUAAAUCUGUGUAGUGGAAAUGGACCAACUGUUGCUGCAGUGAACCAAGCGAUGUACCUGUUGUUCCAUUUGACCUGAUUUACUUGUUCUAUAAUGUUGUACAGCCAUGCUACAGCCCGAGAACGUCAGGUUUACAGUUACACUUUCUAAUGUCACUCUGGAUAAGAGCGUCUGCUAAAUGACUUAAAUGUAAAUUAAUCCCAGUGGAAACAUUUCAUAUGAAAUAGUAUGUGUGGGUGUGUGCGAGAGAAAGGGUGUAAAGCCUAGAUACGUGUGCACACUACACAGUGGUGCACAUCUAUCCAUUUUGGGGGGGACCAAGCUUCUAACUAACUACUGAUACUGGACAGGUGUCCGCGUUUACAUACCACGAUGAUUCCAGACAAUGUUGGGAGUCUGAACGGCUGCUGCUGAAUCACUGACCAAACUCACCAAGCCUUCCCCUCAACCAUAAUCACCAUGGCCCAAAGCCUAGUUACAUUCUAUGUCUGAAAUGGCAUCCUAUUCACUACAUAGUGUACGACUUGACCUAGGGUCAUAGUCAAAAGUGGUGCACUAUUUCGAAAGUAGUGUGCCAUUUUGGAUGCUAACAUUCUUUAGCCAUGUUGGUUUGUAUUAGUUUUAAAGAAUCAUGCUAUUUUAAGGUUGUGACAAAAUAGUGGUCUGCUGCCCUCUAGACAGUUGUAGGAACAGAAUGUGGGACUGUGAUGUUAAUGGUGCUGGUGAGUGUUUUUGCUCCACAUAAGUGGAAAUGUGAGAUGAAUGGCAGUGGUUGUGUUAUUCCAGCUUACCUAUCCUUGAACUAUGCUUUGCACUAACAUUCCCCCCUUAACCAAAAUAAAGUUUGCAUUUGCAAAACUGA
Messenger RNA from Oncorhynchus nerka (sockeye salmon), 6351 nucleotides. Its product is annotated as protein FAM222B-like. Lineage: Eukaryota; Metazoa; Chordata; Actinopteri; Salmoniformes; Salmonidae. The record is from RefSeq and is a predicted model, not a curated record. The transcript is spliced from 3 exons. Bases 343 to 2658 code for a protein of 771 amino acids.